Messenger RNA from Guyanagaster necrorhizus, 1267 nucleotides. RefSeq lists its product as uncharacterized. The transcript is spliced from 6 exons. The record is from RefSeq and is a predicted model, not a curated record. Gene Ontology annotation, biological process: protein phosphorylation. NCBI's taxonomy places the organism in Eukaryota, Fungi, Basidiomycota, Agaricomycetes, Agaricales, Physalacriaceae. Gene Ontology annotation, molecular function: protein kinase activity; ATP binding. The coding region runs from base 119 to 1183 and encodes 354 amino acids.
UUCGGUUCAUCAAUAUCACAUCAAUCGAGUACAAGGCGGAGUUUUAAUCCUUUACAGGUGCAAAGUUGACCAGUUCCAUUCGUGACCAUCUUUAUUCACCACCUAGCCCAUCCACACCAUGACGCUGAUCGAAUGGCCCAAGACAUUACACGAAUGGCGCGAAAGAUGCUGGAAGCCGGAGGGCAGUUGGCCAUAUGACCUCUGGAAGCGUGAGCCACUUCAAAUAUUCUUCCAAGAACACGGUUACACCUUGUGGGUAACUAUGUAUGAACGUGGCUUGGGGGACUGGGACCACCACCGAGUAUCGCUUACUCCAGCAAGCGACGAACCUCGCCGACCCGACGGAUAUACUUUCUUGACUCGCUAUGACUGUGAGCCCGGCAUCGCCAUUCGUGAACCGGACUUUGGCCAACUCAAAAACAUCCAUUGUGCUGCGCGCACCAUACACAAUCAGGACGUUGUCAUUCGUCUAAUCAGUAUCGAUGGCGACGCCACAGGAGACGAGCACUAUAAAGCCAUCCGGCGGCUCUGCAAAGGACAGACCGCUUUUCGAGGAGAUAACUACACCCUUCCUCUCUUGAACGAACUUGAAUUCAACGGACUCAGAUUCGUCGUUUUCCCUCUGCUUUCUGACGGCUGGUACAUUCCGUGGUUUUACAACGUGGACGAGAUCCUGGACUAUCUCGUACAGGUAUUCAAGGGCGUCAAGUUCUGUCAUGACAACUUGAUUGCACAUCUCGAUCUUGAUAGUGAUAAUAUUCUUUUCAACUUCCUAGGGCGUCGAAAGCGGCCUGCCGGGACUACAGAAACUGAUGUCACUGGGCCAUUUCGAUCUCACUUCCCUAUUCGAUACUAUAUCAACGAUUUCGAGACCGCAGUUUGUUUCGAUGAAGGUUCGGAUCCUUCGAGCAGGAGAAUUACCGGCCUACCGAAUGUCCGAGUAGGUAGGAUCGGGGAAUAUGGUAGACAAUACGCGCCGGAAAUGCUCGUUGGCGAUCCGUAUUGUCCCUUUAAGGCAGACGUGUGGUAUUUAGGUCGGAUGCUUAACACUGACAUGGAUAGGGAAGUCAAAGGAUUCUUGGAGAAGCAUCUCAAGGCCUUUGACGAAGAUUUUUCGUUCGAUGGCGUGUUCGGAAAGUACUUUGCCCAGGUUGGCGUAACAUCUAUUCUGUAUUCAACCUAGCACCCUGAUCUUCGUUCUAGGAUGGCAUCCAGAGCCAACAAAUUAUGCAAGCGUUCGAUGAGGUGCGUAGUACCACUACUGUAC